UCCUUUUCCUUCCACAUCGAUCCCAGCCUCAACAACCACCAAAGUACACACACCACACUAAUCAAGUACACACAUCCAGGCCAAUAAGCCACGCCCAGAGAAAGAUAACCACAUCACACCUAGCUAGCUAGCGUCGUCAUGUCCGGCGUGUGGGUGUUCCGCAACGGGGUGGUGAAGCUGGUGGAGAACCACCCGGCGUCGGCGGCGGGACCGCCGGGCGGCGGCGCGGUCCGGCGCAAGGCGCUGCUCCACACGCCCACGGGGGAGGUGGUCGCCUCCUACGCCUCGCUGGAGCGCAAGCUCGUCGCGCUCGGCUGGGAGCGCUACUACGCCGGCGGGGGCGGCGCCGCCGGCGACUGCAUGCUCAGGUUCCACAAGCGCUCCUCCGUCGACCUCAUCUCCCUCCCCAAGGACUUCGGCCAGUUCAGCUCCGUCCACAUGUACGACGUCGUCAUCAAGAACCGCGACGCCUUCCGCGUCAUCGACGUCUAGCCUACUAAGCCUAGCUCGCGCAGCUGGCUGAUCCGGCCAUUCGAUCGAAGCAAGCGCAGCUAGCUCGUGCGCGCCGGCGGCCGCCACCGUCGCACCCAUGUCGCCUUCGAUCUCCGCUGCUGGUUAACUUGUGUAUGUGUGUGUUUGUACGUGCCCUGCACGUAUAUACGUGUGUAUGUAUAUGUACGUGGUGUAUUGGCGUAUAUAUAGUUAUGCAUUAUGCAUGCUGCGUGUGCAUCAUGGUUAAUUAA
Molecule: messenger RNA, 743 nt
Organism: Hordeum vulgare subsp. vulgare (domesticated barley)
Lineage: Eukaryota; Viridiplantae; Streptophyta; Magnoliopsida; Poales; Poaceae
Product: flowering-promoting factor 1-like protein 2
Exons: 1
Coding region: 139-492 (117 amino acids)
Biological process (GO): regulation of flower development
Source: RefSeq, a predicted model, not a curated record